Molecule: messenger RNA, 1617 nt
Organism: Phacochoerus africanus (Common warthog)
Lineage: Eukaryota; Metazoa; Chordata; Mammalia; Artiodactyla; Suidae
Gene: NR2E3
Product: nuclear receptor subfamily 2 group E member 3
Exons: 8
Coding region: 162-1388 (408 amino acids)
Biological process (GO): cell differentiation; positive regulation of transcription by RNA polymerase II; negative regulation of transcription by RNA polymerase II
Cellular component (GO): nucleus
Molecular function (GO): RNA polymerase II cis-regulatory region sequence-specific DNA binding; nuclear steroid receptor activity; nuclear receptor activity
Source: RefSeq, a predicted model, not a curated record
GUAGUGAUAGAGGAGAGACGGGGGCACAAACAGGCAGAAGUUCAGAGGGGAAGCCCAAGGCUGGGCUUGGCCCAGUGAUCCUGAGGCCUCCCUUAGGCAGGACGGUAGACGCUGCCCUGGGACUGGCCAGGACCAGGCCAAUAGCUCCCACAACUUCCAACAUGGCUGCAGCUGUGCCAGCGUCAGUGGCUGCCUCCAGGAAGGAGUCUCCAGGCAGGUGGGGCCUGGGGGAGGAGCCGACAGGCACAGGACCCUCGCUCCAGUGUCGCGUGUGUGGUGACAGCAGCAGUGGGAAGCACUACGGCAUCUAUGCCUGUAAUGGCUGCAGCGGCUUCUUCAAGAGGAGCGUGAGGCGGCGGCUCAUCUACAGGUGCCAGAUGGGGGCAGGGAUGUGCCCCGUGGAUAAGGCCCACCGCAACCAGUGCCAGGCCUGCCGGCUGAAGAAGUGCUUACAGGCGGGCAUGAACCAGGAUGCUGUGCAGAAUGAGCGCCAGCCAAGAAGCACCGCCCAGGUUCGCCUGGACAGCAGGGAGUCAGACCCAGAGCACCAGCUGGAGCCCCUGGCAGCUCCCUCGACCCCGGCAGGGCCCAGCCCCCGAGGCCCCAUGCCUGUGUCUGCAGCCAGAGCCUUGGGACCCCAGGCCCUCACACCUCCAGGGCACCACCACUUCAUGGCCAGCCUGAUAACCGCUGAAACUUGUGCUAAGCUGGAGCCAGAGGAUGUGGAUGAGAACAUCGAUGUCACCAGCAAUGACCCCGAAUUCCCCUUGUCCCCAUACUCUUCUUCCUCCUCCCCCUGUGGCCUGGACAGCAUCCAUGAGACAUCGGCUCGUCUGCUCUUCAUGGCUGUCAAGUGGGCCAAGAACCUGCCUGUGUUCUCCAGCCUGCCCUUCCGGGAUCAGGUGAUCCUGCUGGAAGAGGCAUGGAGUGAACUCUUCCUCCUUGGAGCCAUACAGUGGUCUCUGCCUCUGGACAGCUGCCCACUGCUGGUUCCGCCUGAGGCCUCUGCGGCUGGCAGCUCCCAGGGUCGGCUGGCGCUGGCCAGUGCAGAGACUCGUGUCCUGCAGGAAACUAUCUCACGGUUCCGGGCUCUGGCAGUGGACCCCACGGAGUUCGCCUGCAUGAAGGCCCUGGUCCUCUUCAAACCAGAAACACGGGGCCUCAAGGAUCCUGAGCACGUGGAGGCCUUGCAGGACCAGUCCCAAGUGAUGCUGAGCCAGCACAGCAAGGCCCACCACCCCAGCCAGCCUGUGAGGUUUGGGAAAUUGCUCCUGCUUCUCCCAUCUUUGAGGUUUCUCACUUCUGAACGUGUUGAGCUCCUCUUUUUUCGCAAGACCAUAGGGAAUACCCCAAUGGAGAAGCUCCUUUGUGAUAUGUUCAAAAACUAGUGGAGGUGGAAGUAACACUUUGGAAAACCAACUGAAGCUAAACACUUGCCUACACUUUAACUCAGCAACUGCUCUCACAGGUGUGUGUCCCUAGCAGCAAUGUCCACCAAAAGAUAGUACAAGUGUGUUCAUAGCAGCUUUUUUUCAUAAUAGCCCCAAACUGUACAUUGAGAGUAGAAUGGAUUAAUAAAUAAAUCAUGGUGUAUUCAUGCAAUGGAAAACAUCAAUA